UUAUUUUGAAAGUGCUGAGCGGAAGAUGUUGUCGUCACGUCUGGACUGUAACUGCAUCAAACUGCUCUGCGCUGAGUUUGACAAGAAGAAGAACAACAGAGAAAACGUUGUUACUAAAAAAAUUAAGACACAAAAACGAGGAAUAAAGACAAUAAAGAGAGAGAAUUGCUCUAAACGCUACGUUUCCUCAGAAGCUCUCCGCCUUCACUCAACGGGCUGCUGCUUCCUGUCACCAUCUGUCGUUUUUACCGAACAGGCGAACAGUAAAAUGGGGCGAAUCUUCCUGGAUCAUGUCGGUGGAACUCGCCUCUUCUCCUGCGCCAACUGUGACACCAUCCUGACCAACCGGGCGGAGCUCAUCUCCACGCGCUUCACCGGAGCCACCGGCCGAGCUUUCCUGUUCAACAAGGUUGUGAAUCUGCAGCACAGCGAGGUCCAGGACAGGGUCAUGCUGACGGGGAGACACAUGGUGCGGGACGUCAGCUGCAAGAACUGCAACAGCAAGCUGGGCUGGAUGUACGAGUUCGCCACCGAGGAAAGCCAGCGCUACAAGGAGGGCCGCGUCAUCCUGGAGAGGGCGCUGGUGAGGGAGAGCGAGGGCAUUGAGCGCGUUCCCUCCGACAACUCCUGAGUUCACUCCUGCGGUUAUUGUUUUUCGAUUGCCCAAUCCACGCUGCGGUGCACGACACGUACGUGUAUAGGGCAGUUUGCCAUUUGUGAGUAGAGCUACACCAAAGUAACAUCACAGGCUGGAAGUUUGUGGGGAAGUAAUUCGCUUCUCUACCCAUUUAAAACCACCUGCAUUUUCAAUAUGUGUUCAACAGGCUGUGCUGUUCGUAAAAUGUGUUGGUGUGGAGGGAUUGUGGCUGCUGUCAGAGGGGAAAGGGUUUUCUCCUGCGGCCCCACGAGAAGCCAGUUUAACCAAUAAGCAGUGAAUGUUGUUGCUAAGGAAAAGCAAAGAAAUCUGUUUUUCUUAAAGAUUGAGUCUCUAAGAAGUGUACUGAAACACAUUCCUUCCCUGGAAAUCGUUCAAUGUGAUAUACCAGAAAUUCUUUAUUUCAAAUAUGUAUUUAGGCUACUUACCUUUUGUCCCUCAGAAUAAAAGAACAUUUGAAUGUUAACAUCAUCAUAAUAUUGUUGUUAUUAUCAUCAAAGAACCAGAUAUCAGCUUUGAAUUAUUAAGAUAUUGUAUAUCCCUACUUUAUUUUACACCUCAUGAUAAAUGAUAAGAACGGUGAUAAGGUUUCACAGUGAGGGGGGAGAAUGGACACUGGAUUUAUUUGGCAAUUUCCAAAUAGUUGGGAUGGAAAAUUUGAUAAUCCAAAAUAAAUAAAUUCAAACAUUCA
Scophthalmus maximus (turbot) is the source of this 1346-nucleotide messenger RNA. RefSeq names its product protein yippee-like 5. The record is from RefSeq and is a predicted model, not a curated record. The coding region runs from base 26 to 631 and encodes 201 amino acids. The transcript is spliced from 3 exons. Lineage: Eukaryota; Metazoa; Chordata; Actinopteri; Pleuronectiformes; Scophthalmidae.